Diplodia corticola is the source of this 1119-nucleotide messenger RNA. RefSeq names its product endo-beta-glucanase. The record is from RefSeq and is a predicted model, not a curated record. NCBI's taxonomy places the organism in Eukaryota, Fungi, Ascomycota, Dothideomycetes, Botryosphaeriales, Botryosphaeriaceae. Gene Ontology annotation, molecular function: hydrolase activity, hydrolyzing O-glycosyl compounds. The transcript has a single exon. Bases 1 to 1119 code for a protein of 372 amino acids. Gene Ontology annotation, biological process: glucan catabolic process.
AUGUCUCCGCUCCUCUCUCCGCGCCGCUUCGCGGCUCUGCUGCCCCUCUCCCUCCUCCUCCCCCCAGCCCAGUCCUCGACGCAAUUCUCCGCCCUCCUUGCCGACCUCCCCACCCUGAAGAUCGAAACGACCGGCAGCAAGAUCACCUACACCCGCGACGCGCUCUGGUCCGGCGCAGACUUCUUCUCCCACUUCGACUUCAAAACCUCAGCCGACUACAUGUCGUCCGCGAUCGGCGCCGCCGACCCCACGCACGGCUUCGUGCACUACGUCGACGAGCCGACAGCGCGCAACACCAGCCUGAUCGACACCACCGCGGCCGGCAACCCGCGCUGGGGCGUCGACACAACGCACACGUACGCGCCGGGGCGCGACUGGGGGCGGGCCAGCGUGCGGCUGGAAAGCAAGCAGGCGUGGACGCACGGGCUGUUCGUCUUCGACAUCGCGCACAUGCCGGGGGCGACGUGCGGCAUCUGGCCGGCGCUGUGGAGCCUGGGCGCGGGCGCGUGGCCGGCGGGCGGCGAGGUCGACGUGCUGGAGAACAUCCACCGCGCGCAGGCCAACCAGAUGGUCGUGCACACGGGCGACAACUGCACGCUCGAGACGCCGCGGCGCGCGGCGCUGGGCGGGCUCGAGGGCAGCUGCGCCGGCAGCGAGGGCUGCCGCGUGCGCGCGUCCACGGCGAACAGCUACGGCGACGCGUUCAACGCGAACGGCGGCGGCGUCUACGCCAUGCAGUGGACCAGCGGCGCCAUCAAGAUCUGGUUUUUCCCGCGCGACCGCGUCGACGGCGAGCUGGCGCAGUGGCUGGAUGCGGAUGCCGCCGAGGGGGUGGAUGCGGCGCAGUUUGGGCUGCCGCAGGCGGCGUUUGCGGGCGGGCGCGGGUGCGACGUCGACGAGCACUUUGUCGAGCACCGGUUGAUCUUCGACACGACGUUUUGCGGCGACUGGGCGGGCAACGCGUGGCCGUCGACGUGCCCGUCGGUGGCGGGGAAGAAGAAGAAGGAGUCGUGCGAGAUUUAUGUCGGCGCGCACCCGGAGGCGUUUGAGGAGGCGUACUGGGAGAUCAACUCGAUAGCCGUGUUCAAGGAAAGCGAGGUCGUGGGCACGCCGGUCUGA